CCGAACUUAAGGCUCGGACCCAGGCUCGGGCAAUAAAAGCGACCCCAAAGAAAUGAUAAUAAUGCAGUAAAAGAAGAGAGAUAGAGAGAGAGAGAGAGAGAGUUUUAGACAGAGAGAGAGAGAGUGAGGGAUGGGUCAGAUCGUGAAGAGGAAGAAGAAAGGCAGACCAUCAAAGGCAGAUCUCGCACGGCGGGCCUCCGAGGGGGAGCCUCCCGGAGCGGCGGCGUCUGAGAAGGACGUGCGGCGGAGCCUCCGCCGGCGGAAUGUCAGGUACAUCUUUGACUUCGACGACUUCGACGACUUGGACGAGGAGGAGGAGGAAGAGGUGGAGGACGAAAGGAGGCGGCAGAAGAAGUUGAAGCUGCUGCUGAAGCUCCAGGGGAAGGAAGGCGGUGCUGAGUCGGAGCCGAGUCGGACUCGGCGCGUGGACCACGCGCCUCCUGCUUCUCCCUCCUCUUCGGACUCCGGCGAGAAGCCUCCAAAGAAAAGGAAAAUCGACGGCGGCGAUGCAAUCGACGCCGAUGCCGAUGAAAAUGAUGUUAAGAACGGAGAGAUUAGAGGGACAAAGUCAGGAUCGAAGGGAGCCGACUCUGUUCCAGGGACACCAUCAGAACCUCCGCUGGGGCUUCCUCUACAUGAUAAGAAGACAUUGGAGUUGAUCCUCGACAAACUUCAAAAGAAAGAUACCUAUGGCGUGUAUGCAGAACCGGUUGACCCCGAAGAGCUUCCUGAUUAUCACGAUGUCAUUGAGCAUCCCAUGGAUUUUGCCACAGUGAGGAAGAAGUUAGGAAAUGGAUCGUAUUCUACUCUUGAACAGUUUGAGAGUGAUGUUAUCCUAAUUUGCACAAAUGCAAUGCAAUACAACGCGCCAGAUACCAUAUACCAUAAGCAGGCACGCUCCAUCCAGGAGCUGGCAAAAAAGAAAUUUCAGAGGUUAAGGGUUGACACUGAGCCUUAUGAGAAAGAGCUUAAGACAGAUCAGAAAAUAAGAUCCAGCUCCUAUGGUAAGAAGCAAAUAAAGAAGCCAAUGAACCGGGUAACACAGGAACCUGUUGGCUCUGAUUUCUCUUCAGGUGCAGCACUUGCUACAGCUGCAGAAUUCCAGAGUGCUUCAAAUGCUACCCAUAUUGGUGGUUUGGAGAGGCUUACGAAUGUGGAUGGACCCAUAGAGGGGAAUACUUCCCAGAUUGAUAACAAUUUAGAUAAGCCUGAAGAUUUACAAGGUAGGGGUCUUCUAUCUAGAUUUGGGAGAAAACCUUUUUUGCAUGAUGAGAAUCGACGUGCAACUUACAACAAUUCCGAUCAACCCGUGGUUGGAUCGGAGUCGAUAUUUACAACCUUUGAGGGUGAAAUCAAGCAGUUGGUUACUGUUGGGCUUCAUUCAGACCAUUCCUAUGCCCGGAGUCUGGCUCGUUUUGCUGCGACACUUGGACCCGUUGCCUGGAAGGUUGCCUCCAGAAGGAUUGAACAGGCACUACCUCCAGGGUUUAAAUUUGGCCGUGGUUGGGUUGGAGAUUAUGAGCCACUUCCAACACCAAUUUUAGUGCUUGAGAACUGUUCCCAAAAAGAACCUGCUUUUCUAACCAAGUCAUCCCAUACUUCUGAUGUAAGAAAGGAUGACAAAAGUACAAAGGCCCCAGGUCCUGUCCAAGAGCAUAAUAGUUUCCCUGCUUUAGAAGGUAAUUCAUCUUUGUUUGAUGCUGCCGUAACCAAAUCAACUGUCACUGCUACUGCCAGCAACCCGGUUCCUGCUAAGGAGCAGUCUGUUCGGAGGACUAUUUUGGAAGGGAAACAGCCUUUUUUUGGUUCUGGUGGAAGCAAACCUACUAUGGCUGGAAGCCCAAAUUAUCAGCAACAAAGCCCACGAUCCAGGAAUAAUGGACCAGAGAGAAAAGUUGUAAAGCAAGUUGAAUUGAACUAUCUUCCAACCUCAACUAAUCAAAAUAUGAAUAAUUUGGUUGCGGAGAAGCAGAUUCCAAAUGGUCUGGACGUGCCAGCUUCAAGGUCAAUGGAGACUGUUUCAAGGAACAGGAAGAUUGUUCAAUCUUCAUCUUUUAAGCAUCCAGAGAAUAAAGGACUUGUUGCUGGGGGAUUGCCGAAUGGAAAAGUUACAAGUAAUAAUUUGGACAGAAAUAGGAUGGUUGUUUCAUCAUCUGAUACUAACCAGUUGGCAACACCAGCAACUUAUUUUCCCCACGGGCAGGAACAGGGUCUAAGCGAUCCUGUCCAUUUGAUGAGAAUGAUGGCUGAAAAUGCUCAGAAGCAGCAGAAAUCUUCGAAUAAUUCUCCGGUUGGUAGCCCAUCAGUUAUUCCAACAUCAGGUCCAUCCUCAAGAAGAGAUGAUUCUAACAAUGCUGCUGCAGCUGCUGCCCGAGCAUGGAUGUCAAUUGGGGCUGGAGGGUCUAAAGUAACCUCAGAAAAUAUGAGCACACACGCAAAUCAGAUAUCUGCUGAUUCACUAUACAAUCCAGCUAGGGAUCUCCAGCCACAAGUGUCACGAUUCCGUGGUGAUUUUCCUCCUGCUGGGAUGCAUUUUCAGCCCGCAAAGAACAGCUUUCCGCUUCAGCCUUUUGGGGCACCGCCUGUUAGAAUGGAGUUCCAAAACAGACCAGUGCUUUUUCCACAGAUAGUAACAGCUGAUUUGUCCAGGUUCCAGGUGCAGCCUCCUUGGCAAGGCCCGAGUUCGAAAAGGCAGCCCAAAGAGAAACAGGAAUCACAUCCUCCAGACUUGAAUAUAGGUUUCCAGUCGUCUGGGUCCCCGGUGAGACAGUCUUCAGGCGUCCUCGUGGACUCUCAGCAGCCGGACCUAGCCCUGCAACUUUGAUGCAGCACAAUUGUGUUUUUGGUUGGGCCGGAAGAAGAAAACACCAAGCAUUGUGACAUGGUAUUGUCAGAUGACGUCAAAGAGGAAUGUAAGUACUCCUUGCCCCCAGCCAGUAGUUGCAUCCCAAUAUUCAUGGCUUCUUUACAGUCUGUUUGGAUGAUCGCCUGAUAGGAAAGAGUUUCACAGCAGCUGGAUCCAAUCCUUCUAUAUAUUGAUCGAUCAAGUUGAAGUCUUUAACUGGGGGUUUUCCAUUUGAAAGGUUGCCCGGAUCAGUUUGAUAAGAAGGUAACAUACCUAAGAUGGGAUUCUCUCUCUGAUUAUUCAGUAAAAUCAGAAGGGAAAAGAUAGUUUUAGAUUGGCUACUACUGUUAUCUGCCUUGAUUGAGGAUUACUGACUUGUAGUAGCACACAUAUCCAGUAGGUUGCUAUAUAAGAAUUGCCCGAGUUGAAAGUUGAUUAGUGCCACCAUGAUUGUAGCAAUGUUUAAAGGUCCAUAUUCCCAGUGAAUUAAUUGCUGGAACCCUGUUAAUUCCUUGUAUAUUUAUGAUGGGCGGGUUAAGGAGUAUUUGAAGUUUUGUUGCCUUUUUUUAA
Molecule: messenger RNA, 3415 nt
Organism: Diospyros lotus (date-plum)
Lineage: Eukaryota; Viridiplantae; Streptophyta; Magnoliopsida; Ericales; Ebenaceae
Exons: 9
Coding region: 131-2824 (897 amino acids)
Molecular function (GO): protein binding
Source: RefSeq, a predicted model, not a curated record